Messenger RNA from Oncorhynchus tshawytscha (Chinook salmon), 6123 nucleotides. RefSeq names its product receptor-type tyrosine-protein phosphatase gamma-like. The record is from RefSeq and is a predicted model, not a curated record. The transcript is spliced from 29 exons. Gene Ontology annotation, biological process: protein dephosphorylation. Lineage: Eukaryota; Metazoa; Chordata; Actinopteri; Salmoniformes; Salmonidae. The coding region runs from base 730 to 4950 and encodes 1406 amino acids. Gene Ontology annotation, molecular function: protein binding; protein tyrosine phosphatase activity.
AAAAGACACGAGUAGACAGCACUCUGUAGUCGUAGAAAACAAAGUUAUCACGCGUAGAAAACAAUUUGUAGUUGUAGAAAAAUAGUUAUCACGAGUAGAAAGCGAUUUGUAUAAAAAUAAGAACUUGAUACAAUGUUUUAGUAUUGCUGUAGGUUUAUUAGAAUUCCAAAAGACGGCGCUAGGAUCCAGCGUCCUGAGCUCUGAUUUUCCCUCCCGACCGUGCAGCUCGAUCCAUUCUAAACGGUCCGCCAGAACCCUCACACGCAUGCCGCUACUUCCUGGAUGGAAGAAUGGAACGCUUCCAGCGCUGCCCUUGCCUUUGCCACAUUCUCUCUACAAUCAAUCUAAGUGACCGCGCGAGUCACCGCUGAAAGGACGAACACAUACAAUCAGUAUUAUUCGAACUUUCUCUUCAAGUUUACGAAAUUGAGUCGGACUCGUUUACUUUUCCUCUAGGAUUGACUUUUUUCUCCGUGAAAAGAAAGCCUGUCUGCAUGUGGCGGACCAUCACAACUAUGUAUCUGCGGUCCGCAUCCAUAGAUAUUCUUCGAAACAUAUGCUGAAUUUGUCUCAAUUGAAUUACCAUCAAACUAAACUCAAUUUGGGGGUGCAGUUGUGUUCAAAUCCUAUGUGGUUUACGUGUGUUUUCUGCAAUCAAGUUUAUGUAAUUUUGUAGACCUCAAACUUUGUCACCCGUUGCCUUCUGUUGCUCUCGAUGACUAUUCUGACAUGCGGCGAAUACUGGAAUCUAGCCACUGGUGGACCUUAUCCUUCAUGUUUUCAGCAUUGGCCAUGUUUACCCACUGCUAUCCUGCUCUACAGGGUGGCCAGUCGGGGCCAGUAGAAAAAGAGCAUCAUGGGAGCAUGGGGGGCAGGGUGAGGGAGAGGAGGGCGGCAGGAGGAGACUCCUACUGGGCUUAUUCAGGGACCCACGGGACUGGGGGCUGGGCCUCCUCCUACCCUGAGUGUGUGGAGAGGAACCAAUCACCAGUGGAUAUUUCAGACGAGGAUGCCCAGGUGUCUCAGGAGUACCAGGAGCUGACCCUCAAUGGGUUCAACGCUGAGUCGUCCAACAAGACCUCCAUGAAGAACACAGGGAAGACAGUGGCUGUGCUGCUGAAGGAUGACUACUUUGUACGGGGGGCAGGACUGCCUGGACGCUUCAAGGCGGAGAAGAUUGAGUUCCAUUGGGGUCAGAGUAACGGAUCAGCAGGGUCAGAACACAGCAUCAACGACAGGAAGUUCCCUGUGGAGAUGCAGAUCUACCUGUACAAUUCUGAUGACUUUGACAGUCUCAGUGCGGCCAUCAAGGAGAAACGCAUGAUUGCUGCGCUGGCUGUGUUCUUUGAGGUGGGGCGGAGAGACAAUCCAUCUGUAGAGCCCAUCAUCCAGGGACUGAAACGGGUGGUACACCACGAGAAGGAGACAUUCCUGAGUCCAUUUAUCCUGAGGGAUCUGCUACCAUCAUCGUUGGGGAGUUACUACCGCUACACAGGCUCUCUCACCAGCCCGCCCUGCAGCAAGGUGGUCGAGUGGAUCGUCUUCUCCAGGCCCGUCUUACUCUCCCACUCACAGCUGGAUGCAUUCUACUCCAUCUUCACCACGGAGCAGCAGGACCAUGUGAAGUCAGUAGAGUACCUGAGAAACAACUACAGACCCCUCCAGGACCUGGACAACAGGGAGGUGUCGAAGUCCGCUGUUAAAGAUGCCUGGCAGAGGGACCUGACUGACAGCCUGGGACUAGGUACAGAUGUCAUCACAGACGCAUCCAGAGUCUGCAGCAGUGCCCCAGUCAACAUGAAGAUCCAGCCACUGAACGGCACUGCCCUGUUGGUGAGCUGGCAGCGCCCGCUAGUGGUCUACCACCCGCCUAUCACCAGCUUCAUGGUCUCCUACAGCUGGAUGAAGAGUGACGUGGCCUACGAGAAGACUGGGGACCAGAACAUGAAGGCGGUGAUAACCCACGUGUCUCCAGACAUCCUGUAUCUGUUCAGAGUCCAGGCAGUGUGCCAGAGAGACCUACGCAGUGACUUCAGCCAGACACUGCUCUUCAGGGCUAACACCACCAGGAUAUUUGAGGGAACACGGAUAGUGAAGACUGGAAUGCCCACCGUCUCCCCAGCCUCCUCGGCGGACAUGGCUCCUAUCAGCUCCGGCUCCUCCACCUGGACCUCCUCUGGCCUCCCCUUCUCCUUUGUCUCCAUGGCUACGGGGGGUAUCGGCCCAUCCUCCAGCGGCAGUCAGGCCACGGUGGCAUCGGUGGUGACCAGCACACUGUUGGCCGGCCUGGGCUUCAGCGGAGGGGUCAUCUCUUCCCUGCCAGGCUCUCUCUGGCCCACCCAGGCCCCUGCAGCCAGCCCUGGGUCUAAUCCUGGCCUGGGUCCCAUCCCCAGCCGCCAGCCUACCCAGUCCCAGGCCUCCACUGAGCUCCCUUCUGACACAGACACCCCCACAGCGGAGGAGGAGGCAGGGGUGGACAGGGAGGCUGAGGGGGAGGAGGGAGAGAAGGAUGAAGGGGAAGACGACAGGAGGAAGAAGAAUAACAAGACAGUGCCUGAUGAGGUGGAGACAAAGAUGAACAGCACCGUGGUCAAAGUGCCCUCCUCCCAUGUCCCUACCCCCACAGCCAAAGAGAAAGGACAGGGGCAGGGAGAGCCUGUGGCUAACAGCACCACUGUGCCUCCCAGUGUAGGGGAGGACCAACUUUUCAGAGUGGACAGUAGCUCAGGGCCCACGGUGCAGCCAAAGAAGGACACAGCAGAGAGAGAGAUGCAGAUUCCCCAGAGCCCAACACGCUCCCCAAAGACUGGUGGGGAGAAGAGCCUUUGGCCUUUCUCUGUCCACACUGACAGAACUAGUGUGUCCAACAUGACCCGCAGCUCUCACCCUGGGGGGGGCCGGAUGGAGUGGAUCGUCCCGCUGGUGGUGGUCUCAGCCCUCACCCUGCUCUGCCUCGUCAUGCUACUGGCUGUCCUGGUCUACUGGAGGAGGUUUUUCCAGACAGCUCACUUCUAUGUGGAGGACAGUAGUUCUCCCAGGGUGGUGGCCAAUGAGAACAUCCCUGUCAUCCCCAUCCCAGAUGACAUGGAUGCCAUCCCUGUCAGGCAGUUCAUCAAACACAUCAUGGAACUCUACUCCAACAACUUGCACGGGUUCUCUGAGGAGUUUGAGGAGGUUCAGCGUUGUACGGUGGACCUUAAGAUCACUGCAGAACAUUCCAAUCAUCCUGACAACAAGCACAAAAACAGAUACAUCAACAUCGUGGCCUACGAUCACAGUAGGGUGAAGUUACGACCCCUGGCUGGCAAGGAUGCUAAACACAGUGACUACAUGAACGCUAACUAUGUAGAUGGUUACAACCAUCCCAAGGCCUACAUCGCCGCCCAGGGCCCUCUCAAGUCCACGUUCGAGGACUUCUGGAGGAUGGUGUGGGAACAGAACACCGGUAUCAUCGUCAUGAUCACCAACCUGGUAGAGAAAGGAAGGAGAAAAUGUGACCAAUACUGGCCCACAGAGAGCAGUGAGGAGUAUGGCAACAUUGUGGUGACUCUAAAGAGUACUAAAGUUCACGCCUGUUACACACUGAGACAAUUCCUCAUACGGAACACCAAAGUCAAAAAGGGUCAGAAGGGCAACCCGAAGGGGCGUCAGAACGAGCGGAUGGUGAUCCAGUAUCACUACACCCAGUGGCCUGACAUGGGCGUUCCGGAAUACACCCUACCUGUCCUCACCUUUAUAGGGCGCUCCUCUGCAGCACGCGCACCUGGCAUGGGCCCUGUUCUAGUGCACUGCAGUGCUGGAGUCGGGAGGACGGGUACGUACAUCGUCCUCGACAGCAUGCUGCAGCAGAUCAAAGACAAAAGCACAGUCAACGUCUGGGGCUUUCUCAAACACAUCCGCACACAACGCAACUACCUGGUCCAGACAGAGGAGCAGUAUGUGUUCAUCCAUGAUGCCCUGAUGGAGGCCAUCCUGGGCAGUGAGACAGAGGUACCCGCCUGGCAGCUCCAUGGUUACGUCAACAGCAUCCUCACCCCCGGCCUGGGGGGCCGCACCCGCCUCGACAAGCAGUUCAGGCUGCUGACCCAGAGUAACGGCAGCUUCGUGGAGUGUUUCAGCGCCCAGAAAGACUGCAACAAGGAGAAGAACCGCAACUCCUCAGUAGUUCCAUCGGAACGAGCUCGUGUAGGACUGGCCCCUCUCCCUGGAAUGAAAGGCACAGACUAUAUCAAUGCCUCCUACAUAAUGGGUUACUACAGGAGUAAUGAGUUCAUCAUUACCCAGCAUCCUUUACCCCACACCACCACAGACUUCUGGAGAAUGAUCUGGGACCACAAUGCCCAAAUCAUCGUCAUGCUUGCAGACAACCAUGGUUUGGCUGAGGAUGAGUUUGUGUACUGGCCGAGCAGAGAGGAGGCAAUGAACUGCCUAGCUUUCACCGUCACCCUGAUCAGCAAGGACAGACUGUGUCUCUCCAACGAAGAACAGAUCAUCAUCCACGACUUCAUCUUGGAGGCCACGCAGGAUGACUAUGUCCUGGAGGUGAGACAUUUCCAGUGCCCUAAAUGGCCCAACCCCGAUGCCCCUCUCAGCGGUACCUUUGAGCUCAUCAACGUCAUCAAAGAGGAGGCUAUGACCCGAGACGGACCCACCAUUAUACACGAUGAAUUUGGGGCAGUGUCUGCAGGGACUCUGUGUGCCCUCACCACCUUGUCUCAGCAGUUGGAGAGUGAAGGGGCUGUGGAUGUCUAUCAGGUGGCUAAGAUGAUCAACCUCAUGAGGCCGGGAGUCUUCACAGACAUAGAGCAGUACCAGUACCUGUACAAGGCCAUGCUGAGCCUGGUGAGCAGCAGAGACAGUGGGAUCAGCCCCAUCUACAUGGACACUAAUGGAGUGGUGGUCAUCAUUGACCAAUCAGAUCCUGCUGAGAGCAUGGAGUCGCUGGUCUGACUGGUCUCUGAUAUGACUGGUCUGACUGGUUACUGGUCUGACUGACCACACCAUCAUCCGAAGGCACUUCAUUUGUACAACUCUGAGGAACAAAGAGAACUUUGGCGGACUUUCCUUGAGGCCUUUUUAGCCAGAAAUAUUGGUUAAAUGAAUAACCUGAUUACUUUUGUACACUGAUAUAAACUUUUUUGAUAUUUAUUUUUUUCUUCAUAAUUGUUUGUCUUAAUUGUUAUCCUGCUGAGAGUUGUUAACUGUUACAUUGUUUCACGUGAGGAAAAAGAAAGCGUCUCUGUCCAGUUUACACUACACUGUCGGUGUUACUGCCUAAAACCCCGUUAGAUAAUGCAGUACCAUUAACGAGACCCUGGCUCCACUGUACUCUACACUCAUUGGAUCUCUUUGGAUUGUGGCAAAGAACAGACUUUAGCUUCAAUGAAUGAAGAAUGAGGACCAAGGACAACCCUGAAGGUCAACAUGAUCCAGUCCAAUAGAUUUCUCAAUACAGAUUAUCAGAGUUCAGUGUAUGACAGUACAGCUCACUUAACAAGCAUUGCAACACAUCGGGUCAACUCUUCGGUAAGACUUUAUUGUCGUAGUCUGUCUGUAGAUGCUCUACAGGUUUAUCAGUAAGAUUUCAACUCUACUAGCCCUAACCCUUAUCCUAAAUUUAACCCUUACCCUAAACCUUAUUCUAUACCUGACUCUGACCGUAACCUUAGCAAGCAGUUGCUUAUCAACAGAUCGUUUGUUGAGGGUAUGCCCAUCUGUAGUCCAUCUGUAGAUGCUCUAUCAGGACUAUCCAAAUAAAGUAUACCCAACGCUUCUUAUUCAGUAAAACCCACCUUAUCCCAGGAGCAUUUAUAAUCUGUAGAUUAUACAUGCUAUUCCUUUAUUACCCAAAUAUCUCUAUUCUAUUUGUAAAUUGUACCCAUUACUUAGAUUUUUUUAAAGUGGUAUUACAACAACUACUGUGAACAUUCAUUGCUUUAUAUUACGAUUUCUAUUGUUUUGUAAUCCAUAUGAAUAUAUACUUGAUCAUAUUAAGCAGCUGGUUUUGUAUACUCUGUCAUUCCUCCUCUCGCCUUGUGUGGAUUGGUGCUUGGACACACUGAGACCCAUAUUGUCAAUUUUGUUUUAAUAAAUGAUACUAGUUAGUUUCUAAACCCAGGUCUA